Saxophila tyrrhenica is the source of this 801-nucleotide messenger RNA. RefSeq names its product F-actin-capping protein subunit alpha (gene CAP1). The transcript has 6 exons. Bases 1 to 801 code for a protein of 266 amino acids. Lineage: Eukaryota; Fungi; Ascomycota; Dothideomycetes; Mycosphaerellales; Extremaceae. Gene Ontology annotation, biological process: actin cytoskeleton organization; barbed-end actin filament capping. The record is from RefSeq and is a predicted model, not a curated record. Gene Ontology annotation, cellular component: actin cortical patch; F-actin capping protein complex. Gene Ontology annotation, molecular function: actin filament binding.
AUGGCUUCCAAGCAAGCCACCGUAGCCUCGUUCGUGGAGUCUGCGCCGCCGGGAGAGCUGUCCAAUGUUGUAGCGGACAUCAAAGCAUUGGCGAGUAGUGAGGUCCAAUCGCUAGACUCAGCGUUCAAGAAGUACAAUGAAGAGCAGUAUACUACUGUGAAGCUGCCUGGGAGUAGCGAGACGGUCUUGAUUAGCAAGUACAACUCUCUGGACGACGGGCGGUACUUCGACACAGCCAGCCAGACCGCAUUCGACUUCGACCACGCCUCGCAGAAAGCCUCCAACGCUCAAUCUCACCCCCUCGACUCUCCCCACGCCGACCAGGUCCGCUCCCUCCAAACCUCCUUCUCCCGCGCCGCAACCGAACACUUCCCCACCUCCACCAUCGGCGUCUACCCCACCUCCUCAUCCAUCGCCAUCCUCCUCGUCGCCAACAAGUACUCCCCCCAAAACUUCUGGAACGGCCGCUGGCGCUCCACCUACCUCCUCGACCCCUCCUCCAACACUCUCUCGGGAACAAUCAAAGUGGACGUGCACUACUACGAAGACGGCAACGUGCGCAUGAGCACGAACAAGAAGGUCGAGGCCAGUGGGGUUGGAGGGGCAGAUGCGGUGGUGAGGGAGAUUGCCAAGGCGGAGAAUAAGUAUCAGGAGGAGUUGAAUCGGGCGUUUACUGCAUUGGCGGAGGGGAGCUUUAAGGGUUUGCGGAGGCAGUUGCCUGUUACGAGACAGAGGGUUGAGUGGGAGAAGAUUGGGGGUUAUAGGCUUGGGCAGGAUGUUGCUGGUGGGAGGCAGAGGUAG